Molecule: messenger RNA, 1041 nt
Organism: Lathyrus sativus (Indian pea)
Lineage: Eukaryota; Viridiplantae; Streptophyta; Magnoliopsida; Fabales; Fabaceae
Source: the annotation of a GenBank genome assembly
AUGAAAAAGGAUCAAGAUGGAUUAACUAGAGUUUCUUUGAAUUCUGGAUCACAUUCUGUUGCACAUAUUCAACUCAGCGAUCAGUUAUCUUGGGCGAAUGACUUUGCUCUUAAGGUAAGGAAACCAUAUACUAUAACAAAACAAAGAGAAAAAUGGACAGAUGAAGAACAUAAGAACUUCCUUGAAGCCUUAAAGCUGUAUGGCCGCGCCUGGCGACGCAUUGAAGAAUAUAUUGGUACAAAGACUGCGGUUCAGAUUCGAAGUCAUGCUCAGAAGUUUUUCUCUAAGGUUCUUCGCGACAAAAGUGGAUGCAUUACAAACACUAAGGAGUCAAUCAAAAUUCCUCCUCCAAGACCGAAACGUAAGCCUAUGCAUCCUUACCCUCGCAAGCGGGCUGAAACGGCCGGUUGUAAAGAAAUUUCUGUCCCAAGAAAGGAAGUGAAUUUUAAUUCUAUAAAGGCAUCAGAUUUUGAUCAAGAAAAUCAAUCUCCGAAAUCAGUAUUACUUACAAACGGUUGCGAAAGCCUUGGUUCGUCGGAUUCAGAUAAACCAAAUGGAAGUUUGUCUCCAAGAUCUUCGAUUAGCUGUGUCUGUGCAAGUGUUUCCACGCCUGCUGAAUUCGAAACAGAAUCAGAAGAAGAAGCUGGGCAAGAUGCUGAUUCACCUCCUGAUGAGAAGCCUCUUAUGAUACCUGAGAUUCUCCCCAAUGAAAGUUUUUCUGCAAAAGAAAGCAUAGCAGAAGAAUCAUCUCUUCGAAGUCUUAAACUUUUUGGGACGACUCUAUUUGUAACAGAUACUUGCAGACUGUCUUUUCCAACAAUUGAGGCAUGCAAACCAAUAAUACAUCAUGACAAACAUGUAAGCAAGGGUGAACAAGAAUCGGAUUGUCUUGGCAAUAGUUCACUAUGUGAAACAACAGCCAUAUCUCAGUUAAGAGUGAGAGUGAGACGCGAAACAUGCGGAAAAGGGUUUGUGCCUUAUAAAAGGUGCAUGUCAAAGAAGGAAAACCAGUCUUCAUCUGCAACAGCUGAUGAAAGAUAA